GGAGCGCGCGGGGGAAGGACGCGGACGCCGUCGAGGAAGUAGGUCCGGGCCGCGGCGCCCAACAAAGAGCGAGCGGGCCCGCCCCCUCAGGCCGAGCCCGGGCGGAGGCUCCAUGUUGGGAAGCGGCGCCGCUCGCCCUCUUUAGCGGGAACCGGGGCGCCGCGGGCUGAGCCGGCGGGGCCCGGGCCGGGAGCGAAGAUGGAGGCCCCGCUGCGGCCUGGCGCGGACAUCCUGAGGCGGAAUCCGCAGCAGGACUACGAGCUCGUCCAGAGGGUCGGCAGUGGCACCUACGGGGACGUCUACAAGGCCAGAAAUGUACAUACAGGAGAGUUAGCUGCAGUAAAAAUUAUCAAGUUGGAGCCUGGAGAUGAUUUUUCUCUGAUUCAACAAGAAAUAUUUAUGGUUAAAGAAUGUAAACACUGCAACAUCGUUGCCUAUUUUGGGAGCUAUCUCAGUCGAGAAAAACUGUGGAUUUGUAUGGAAUAUUGUGGUGGCGGAUCACUUCAAGAUAUAUACCAUGUUACUGGACCAUUAUCAGAAUUGCAAAUAGCCUAUGUAUGCAGAGAAACUUUACAGGGUCUUGCUUAUUUGCAUACUAAAGGCAAAAUGCAUAGAGAUAUCAAAGGUGCAAAUAUUUUAUUGACAGACCAUGGUGAUAUAAAAUUAGCUGAUUUUGGUGUGGCUGCAAAAAUAACAGCUACUAUUGCAAAGAGGAAAUCUUUCAUUGGCACUCCUUAUUGGAUGGCCCCAGAAGUUGCAGCGGUAGAGAAGAAUGGCGGCUACAACCAACUCUGUGAUAUCUGGGCAGUAGGAAUAACAGCAAUUGAACUUGGAGAGCUUCAACCACCUAUGUUUGAUCUUCAUCCAAUGAGGGCUCUCUUCUUAAUGUCAAAAAGUAAUUUUCAGCCUCCAAAAUUAAAGGACAAAACAAAAUGGUCAUCAACAUUCCAUAAUUUUGUCAAAAUAGCACUAACUAAAAACCCAAAAAAAAGACCUACUGCUGAAAGACUUCUGACUCAUACUUUUGUUGGACAGCCAGGUCUCUCUAGGGCCCUAGCAGUUGAACUGUUAGACAAAGUGAACAAUCCUGACAACCAUGCACAUUACAUCGAAGGAGAUGAUGAUGAUUUUGAGCCCCAUGCGGUCAUUCGUCACACCAUCAGAUCAACAAACAGGAAUGCCAGAGCUGAGCGGACAGCUUCCGAAAUAAACUUUGACAAAUUACAAUUUGAACCUCCUCUAAGAAAAGAAACAGAAGCUCGGGAUGAAAUGGGAAUAUCAUCAGAUUCAAACUUUUUAUUACGGUGGAAUCCUUUUGUUGAUGGUGCAAAUACUGGCAAAUCAACCUCAAAACGUGCAGUACCACCUCCCCUACCUCCUAAGCCAAAGAUAAACAGUUACUCUGAAGACAGCUUCCCAGAUGAAGAAAAAUCAUCAACAGUGAAACGUUGCCCUGAUUCAGAUAACAGAGCUCCCCAGAUUCUGAGAAGACAGAGCAGCCCAAGUUGUGGUCUUGUAGCUGAGACUUCCUCUAUGGGUAUGGCUAGCAGUGUCACCAGCCGUGGAGUGCAUACAGCUAGAUACUGUGAUCUGGGAAAUGGCUAUGGUAUCUCCAAACUAAUUAGUGAAAAUACAGAAGGAUCAGCACAAGCACCACAGUUGCCACGAAAAAAGGACAAGCGAGACUUCCCUAAACCAGCCAUCAAUGGCCUUCCACCUACCCCAAAAGUCCUGAUGGGAGCAUGUUUUUCAAAAGUUUUUGAUGGUUGCCCUUUGAAAAUUAAUUGUGCAACUUCUUGGAUACAUCCUGAUACAAAAGAUCAGUACAUUAUUUUUGGAACUGAAGAUGGUAUUUACACAUUGAAUCUCAAUGAACUACAUGAGGCAACUAUGGAACAGUUAUUUCCACGGAAGUGUACUUGGCUGUAUGUUAUUAAUAAUACUUUAAUGUCAUUAUCAGAAGGAAAAACCUUUCAACUCUACUCUCAUAAUCUUAUUGCUUUGUUUGAACAAGCCAAAAAACCGGGAUUAGCUGCCCAUAUUCAAACUCAUAGGUUUCCAGACCGCAUACUGCCAAGAAAGUUCGCUUUAACAACAAAGAUUCCUGAUACAAAAGGGUGCCACAAAUGUUGCAUAGUCAGAAACCCUUACACAGGACAUAAAUACCUCUGUGGAGCUUUACAGUCUGGAAUUGUUUUACUUCAGUGGUAUGAGCCAAUGCAGAAAUUCAUGUUGAUAAAGCACUUUGAUUUUCCUUUACCAACUCCUUUGAAUGUUUUUGAAAUGCUGGUGAUACCAGAACAAGAAUACCCUAUGGUCUGUGUAGCUAUUAGUAAAGGCACUGAAUUAAAUCAAGUAGUUCAGUUUGAGACAAUCAAUUUGAAUUCUGCAUCUUCAUGGUUUACAGAAAUUGGUGCAGGCAACCAACAGUUAGAUUCCAUUCAUGUAACACAGUUGGAGAGAGAUACCGUUUUAGUGUGUUUAGACAGAUUUGUAAAAAUUGUAAAUCUACAAGGAAAACUAAAAUCAAGUAAAAAACUGGCCUCUGAGCUAAGUUUUGAUUUUCGCAUCGAAUCUGUAGUAUGCCUUCAAGACAGUGUGCUGGCUUUCUGGAAACAUGGAAUGCAGGGUAAAAGCUUCAAGUCAGAUGAGGUUACCCAGGAGAUUUCAGAUGAAACAAGAGUUUUCCGCUUAUUAGGAUCAGACAGGGUUGUCGUUUUGGAAAGUAGGCCAACAGAAAAUCCUACCGCACACAGCAAUCUCUACAUCUUGGCUGGACAUGAAAAUAGUUACUGAGCAACAGAAACUGAUCUCAAAUGACAGGAAAAUGAAUAUAAAUCUAAUGAAAGCAGAAAUACUUUAAGAAAUUCAAUACAGACUGCACUAUGAUUUGCUUUAACUCUCAUGGGUUAUAUCUCAAAUGAUCUGUACGUUAGGAUAGAAUUCAGUAUUUUCUGUAGCUGGAAACAGCUAGUCUAUCUCUUGCCACUGUGUGGUGGUUAUAUCAAGUUUGCUUAAUAAAAGCUAUGAGAUGAAUAGUCCUGUAGGAAACUCUUUUUUUAAGAAAAUAAUGUUUGUACUAAGGGUGCCAUGAUAUUUUUAGAUAAUUCAUGAGAUAAAUUUAGUGAUCAUUUGAUCAUUUUAUACCAUGUCAUGUUCCUUCUUAAUGAACAUAAUUUGAUAAAGAAAUUUUCAAACAAGCCUUUCUCUUUUACAUUGGCCAUUCUGUAUGUUUUUGUAAAAUAGAAUAUUUAAUCCUUAUUUAUUAAUCUCUUGGUGGAGUGGUGUAAUGUAUCUUAACUUUUAGCAAAGGAAGGUUGCAACGCAGCUUAAAUUUUUUUAUAAUGUAUAAAAAUUUUGUUUACCUUUUCAGAGUAGUACUUUGGGAUUAAAGGCAGUGUGUCAGGGGGAUUCAACACAUGCAAUUUCAUUUAACAGAAGUAUUUUAUAAUACAAUUUCAUGCAGAAUUGCCUUAAAGGGGAGUUUUAUGUUUUCAACUACACAUGGUUGCUAAGGGGUCAUACAGAGAAUAUUGAUGAUGGUUGAAAAAUAUCUUUAGAAGUGGUAUCUAUGUCUAAGUGUGACUACCAUGUGUAUGUAUUUUUGACAGAUAGUAUACUAUUCCUGUGGGGGUUUUUUACAUUAGGGAUAAUGCAUAAGAAAUUAAUCUUCAUAUAUAUUAUUAUCCCUAAUGUAGGGAAGAAGAAUAUUUAACUGCCCGUGUUAUAUAUUUUACUUACACUGUGCCAGAGGGGAAACUGUCAUGCAGUUAUACAUGUAAUCUCGGGGUUUUCAUAUAUGUAGGUAUUCAUUUUGAGUAGGUUUAAGAAAAAAACUUUUAAUGAAAGUGAAUUCCAGUGGCGAUAAUAUAAAUGAGUAUUGUAAAAACCAGUAUUCUAAAAAUAAAGGACAGGGCCAUUUUUUGUGCUUUUUCUUUUGCUAUUAUUAGAUUCAAAAAGUGUUAACAUUGGUACUUGUCUUAAUGCAUUUAUUAAUAACAGCAUUGAGAUGAUACAAAACAGAUUACAGUAGCAAAUAUAAGAUUAUUCUGACCAGUUACUUGAGCAGAAAAGUUUAACCAUCUCAUUCAGUCUUCAGCAGUUCUGUAAAAUAAGUAUUAUUAUCUCCAAUUUUCAGAUGAGGAAAUAAGGGUUCAGCAAGUUUAAGCAACAUAUCUAAUCCAUGCAGCAAGUUAGUGUUUGACCCAGACUGUGAGUCUUCUGACUCUGUUCAUUUCACCAUGAAAUAUGCAAGCAAUAAAAUGUUUCACAAGUAAAACA
Molecule: messenger RNA, 4281 nt
Organism: Heterocephalus glaber (naked mole-rat)
Lineage: Eukaryota; Metazoa; Chordata; Mammalia; Rodentia; Bathyergidae
Source: RefSeq, a predicted model, not a curated record